Molecule: messenger RNA, 2812 nt
Organism: Oncorhynchus gorbuscha (pink salmon)
Lineage: Eukaryota; Metazoa; Chordata; Actinopteri; Salmoniformes; Salmonidae
Gene: upf3a
Product: UPF3A regulator of nonsense mediated mRNA decay
Exons: 11
Coding region: 543-2021 (492 amino acids)
Biological process (GO): positive regulation of translation; nuclear-transcribed mRNA catabolic process, nonsense-mediated decay
Cellular component (GO): nucleolus; cytoplasm
Molecular function (GO): telomeric repeat DNA binding
Source: RefSeq, a predicted model, not a curated record
UCUGGAAGGAGAGUUUAGUCUAACCAGACACCUAGGUAUUUGUAGUUGUCCAUAUAUUCUAAGUCAGAACCGUCCAGAGUAGUGAUGUUGGACGGGCCUGCAAGUGCAGAUAUUGAUCGGUUUCAACCUCAUAGUUUGGAGAUCUACAUAAAACACAGGUGAUCACGUUUAACUUCUGUUGUGACGGUUUUAUAAGGCUUGAUACACUACUCUCUCACUAAUCUGCACACCACCGACCAGCCAAUCAAAAUAAUAUUCGCCAAUUCGCAGCUCAGACCUGUAGACUGUUUAAUGAUAAACUAUUGUAGCCGAAUUAAUUGAACCAAAUUUUUAUUUUGGUACAGGUCGUCCUUAUUAUAUGAACAAGGUGUUUUCCAAUAGGCCUUUUUUAAUGCAAAACAUACGUAAAUAAUUUGCGUGAAUGGUGUGUGAUUACCGAGAAGAUAGCGCACCGCAUAAACACAGCAGCAUCAGCUCUAGCAGAGCUCUUCACCUUGGAACUCUCGCGAGGGGAAAAUGACUUCCACAGGAGAGGGAGAAAGAUGAGGUCUGAAACGGACCAAAUGACCGGGGGCAGGGAGGAAAGUGUCGUCGAAAUACAAUUCAGAGAUAUUCCGAGGGGACAGGACGCCGUCUUCGUCAACUCAAAGCAGAAAGAAGAGAAGAAGGAGGUCUUUACUAAGGUAGUAAUAAGGCGACUUCCACCCAACCUGUCCAAGGACCAGCUGGAAGAACAGCUCAGUCCUCUUCCAUCCUAUGACUACUUCGAGUUCUUCCCUGCUGAUCAAAGCCUCUAUCCACACCUGUUCUCCAGAGUUUACAUUAACUUCAGAAACCCCGAAGACAUCCUGCUCUUCAGAGACCGCUUUGAUGGCUAUGUUUUCAUUGAUAACAAAGGCCAGGAGUACCCAGCUGUGGUAGAGUUUGCCCCCUUUCAGAAAGUCUCCAAGAAGAAGCUCAAAAAGAAAGAUUCCAAAGCUGGAAGCAUUGAAGAAGACCCGGAGUACCGGCGGUUUCUGGAGAACUACUCCUGUGAUGAGGAGAAGUCCAUGGCCAACCCCGAAACCCUGCUGGGAGAGAUAGAGGCCAAGACAAAGAAACUCAUAGCCAAAAGAACAACACCUCUUCUGGAGUACAUCAAGAAUAAGAAACUUGAGAAGCAUAGGAUAAGAGAAGAGAAGAGAGAGGAGCGUCGACGCAGGGAGCUGGAGAAGAAACGGCAGAGGGAGGAGGAGAAGAGGAAACGGAGGGAGGAGGAGAGACGCAAACGCAAGGAGGCGGAUAAACAGAAGAAACUAUCGGAGAAGGAGAUCAAGAUCAAGCUCCUGAAGAAGAGUGACUGGGACGAUGAUGUGGACUCUGACAGGCUCAAGGACAAAGGAGACAGUGGGGACACAGAGAGGGCCAAGUGGGACAAACCCAGUGGGCACAUGAAGUCAAGGGAAACCAAGGACCCGGGUCAGAUGGAGAGCGAUAAGGAGCAGAGAGAGCACGGCCGCAGGCAGAGAGACAAAGACCACAGAGGAAGAGACGAGGAGAGGAAACGACAGCGCCACCACUACGAGUUCGACAAGUCCAUGCGGUGCAAGGAGGAUACCAAGUGGGGUAAAGGCUACUGCCAGGACCGGGCAAAGAAAGAUUGCCAAUACCACAGCUCCUACUCCUACGACACGUGCGACAAGGUGGGCAAGGAGGUCAGAGAGGACAUUGUCGGUAGCAGGAAGGACCGCGUCCGGAACAAGGUGAGUGACAAGGCCUGUGUCUCUCAGUCUGUGUUAACCUAUCAGGACAGAAGGACGUCCCAGUCAGAGGGGCCACACCGGAUACGAGGGGCUCUGCCAAACAAGGACCGGCCUGCCAUGCAGCUCUACCAGCCAGGCGCACACAAUCGCAAGCGCGUGAGCUCUGCGAUGAAAGGUUAUGAGCUUCCCAUGAACCACUCGCCAGAACACGCGGCGGCGGACCACUGCUACGAGGCCGUCGCCAUGGAAACGGGCUCGGAAAAGAGCGGAGACGAGUAGUCCAGUCUGUCUACUCUGAUAAGCCUUUCACAAUAUUUACGCCUAUGAAUUAUGAAGCCUUUAUGUGCUGGUUUUGAUGAUAUAAAUGCUUCAAAAUUCACAAAAAGUGACGUGAGCUGAUGAAGAUGAUCUCAUAGAACCCCUGUUUACCACAUAAUUAUUUUUUUCCGUUUAUGAAAAAAAAACAUGAACUUCUCCAUAGGCUUUGAUGAGCCAUGGCGGAGUUAUUAGUGCCUACAAAAACACGACAUUACUAUUGCUCUCUAUCGGACUGCCAGAUUGUAGGCUUGUGUGUUACUAAACGGCAUGCAUGCACAAGGCUUUGGGGUUGAUGGAGCUGCACUCGCCGUUGAAAUCAUUUAAACUUUACAACGAUUCUGGGUCAAACCUUUGCGUAAAUAAUUUCAAAAGGAUUUGAAGAUUGGGUCACCCAUGAUUGGGGUAGGAGAGUAACAAAGAUCAAUCAUUCCCAAUACAUAAUGGAAAUCUUUUCAUCUUGUUCUCCUUUGUUGUAUUCUGUACUUCACAGAGAAUUUUCUCUGGACGCGAUUAGAUUGUGUUUUGUCAAGCAUGACGGGACUGAAGCUAAAGGAAGUUGUUUGUUUCUUGCUUGUGUGUUAUUCUCAUGUUGUGUCACCCCUGGGUACAAUAGCACAGUCAUUUGUAUGUGCAUUUAUUAUGGAUCCCCAUUAAGCAGCUACUCUUCCUGGGGUCCGUAAAAAUUAAGGCAGUUAUACAUAAAAAAAAAAUAGAAUACAUUUAUAACAGGUUUCACAACACACUAAGUGUGU